UGUAUUUAACGCUAUGGGAUCAAUGUAUGCUGCUGUUUUCUUUAUUGGUUUUCAAAAUACAGCAUCAGUUCUGCCCGUUGUAGCCGUUGAGCGUACAGUAUUUUACAGAGAAAGAGCUGCUGGAAUGUAUUCUUCCUUCCCAUAUGCCUUUGGACAAGGGAGCAGAGAAUUUAACGUCUUAUAAGCCAAUUUCUAGUAAAAUAGUCUAAAAUACACAUAAUAUUUUUUAAUUAUCUUGCAGGUUUGCAUUGAAAUGCCGUAUGUCUUUGUGCAAACUGUUUUCUAUGGCGUCAUUGUCUAUGCUAUGAUUGGAUUUGAAUGGACAGUAACCAAGUACUUUUGGUACUUGUUCAUCACGUAUUUCACUCUCUUAUACUUCACCUUUUAUGGUUUGAUGAGCGUUGCAGUUACUCCAAAUCAACAUAUUGCGCAAAUUGUCGCUGUCUUCUUCUUUGCCAUGUGGAAUCUUUUCUCAGGAUUCAUUGUUCCGCGACCUCAUAUGGCCAUAUGGUGGAGAUGGUACUAUUGGGCUUGUCCUGUUGCCUGGACUUUGUAUGGUUUGGUUGCAUCACAAUUUGGAGACCUCCAAAACAAAAUAACUGAUGAUGAAACAGUGGAACAAUUCUUGAGACGUUACUUCGGGUACAAGCAUGAUUUUCUUGGAGUAGUUGCAGUUGUGACUGUUGCAUAUGCUGUUGUUUUUGGCUUCACAUUUGCUUUGGCUAUUAAAGUAUUCAACUUCCAGAAAAAAUAGAAGAUUUUAUACCUGCUGAAGAUCUAUACGAGGAAAUUGAAGAAGAGAUCGAUUAUAAAACUCGUGUAUACAGGUUACCACUUGAAGAAGUAUACAUAUAUGUUCUGUUAGGCUCCC
Nicotiana tabacum (common tobacco) is the source of this 871-nucleotide messenger RNA. Its product is annotated as pleiotropic drug resistance protein 1-like. NCBI's taxonomy places the organism in Eukaryota, Viridiplantae, Streptophyta, Magnoliopsida, Solanales, Solanaceae. Gene Ontology annotation, molecular function: ABC-type transporter activity. Gene Ontology annotation, cellular component: membrane. The record is from RefSeq and is a predicted model, not a curated record.